Molecule: messenger RNA, 1536 nt
Organism: Solanum tuberosum (potato)
Lineage: Eukaryota; Viridiplantae; Streptophyta; Magnoliopsida; Solanales; Solanaceae
Exons: 12
Coding region: 1-1425 (474 amino acids)
Source: RefSeq, a predicted model, not a curated record
AUGACCCAAAAUAUAUACUUAAAAUCGCCCCUGGAGGGAGGUUUAGGAGUCCUUUCCCAGCUUGAACUGCUCACAGAUGUCAAAAGACUUCAUCAUUCAACCGAUACAGUGAACUCUGAUCAGCUGAGGCAGACAGGUUUAUGCGAAGAAGAUGACGUUGAAGUUCCUUUGUUUAAGAGUCAGGAUGGUAGCUUCAUCAACAAAAAUGAUCAUUGGAUGGCGUUGUCCUGCUCCUUAGAUGAUGAAUUUUGUCACGUCACUAGAAUGGCAUCCACUUGUAAUUCAGAAGAGGAAAUUUUGUCUGAUGAUGAGAUGAGGCCUUCUACUGAUGGAAAUUUUAAAAGAGAUGGUAAAAGUACAAUGCCUAAGGUAAGUGCAGAUUGCAAAUCAGGAGCUUUCUUCAAUAAAGAUGCUGGGUGUUCAUCGCUAUACGGGGCCUCAUCAAAAUUGAACAGAUCAUCUAAAGGAAGCUCGGGCAAAUCUAAGCCCAAAUUUUUGUUCCAAUCCCGGCCACAGAAGAAAGAUUAUGCUUUGGUUGUCCAUGAUAAUUGUGAAACCUGCACGCCCUUAUCUGUGCUUCCCCUAAAUGUAGAAUUAGACAUGCAAAGAAAAAAUAUAGAGUCACUGGAUGACUUAUUGGAGAAUAAUGGUGGAAAUGAAGUACAACCGUUCGAGGAGAAUUUGGUCUCAUCUGAAGUAGCAGUUGUACAUGAUCCAAAUGAGCAUUCCAUGGCUGAGGUUCUGGAUCACUUUCAGCAUACAAGGUCCUCACGAGGCAAUCCUAAAACGCAGCUGCAAACAAAAAGACAAGGAUCACGGUUCUUACGGAAGAGAAACUUAUUGCUGCUUGGUGACAGAAACAUGAGCAAUGGCGACCAACCUGAGGAACUAGAUAGUGAUCCAUCUAGUGAUGAGGAUGAAGUUCCCCAGAUUCUGAAGUCUGCUAUACCUCAGAGGACCAUGGCUGACCAAUUUCAUCUAGCGUUAGGAGCUGUAUCCACAAAUGAGAGGCUAUCUACUGCAAGGUCUAAGCAAUUCGGGUUAUCUGGAAGGUUGCAGCACGUGAUGCAAUGUGAAAAGGACAGAGAUACAUAUUUCUUGGAGAAGUCACAAACACAUGCUGCUUCAAGUGGUGAAGAAAGCUUCAUUGAUGUGAGAAUUUUGUCAAGUUCUUUGGAGGCCAAGCUGACUGUUUGUUUUUGUGCUUUACAUGGAGAUGAAGAGGGUUCUGAGUGCCUGAGCAAUCCUCGAGAAAGGAAGGGUACUGUUAGAAGGAAGUUUACUAUCAUUUUUAGCUCGAGAAUUUGUAAAGACGUCGAACUUGAAAUAGGGAAUGUUAUCCGCAUACAUCAACCUUGGAAGGAGGUACAUGUGAACGCGAAAGACGAGGCCAUCAUUUUGUGCGCAUAUUUCUCUCAGAUUUAGUCUUUGGAUCACAUUUUAUACCAAGUCCAUGGUAUCCCCUUGUCAACUGCAACCAUGAGAGUUGUUUCUUGCCUUAUUGAGAAGGAUUUGGAUUUUGAGUUUGUCUUUGUU